Puccinia triticina is the source of this 1290-nucleotide messenger RNA. RefSeq lists its product as uncharacterized. The coding region runs from base 1 to 1290 and encodes 429 amino acids. The record is from RefSeq and is a predicted model, not a curated record. The transcript is spliced from 4 exons. Lineage: Eukaryota; Fungi; Basidiomycota; Pucciniomycetes; Pucciniales; Pucciniaceae.
AUGAGUUUCCUAUAUAACUGGCUCCAGCCUGAGCAGCAUCGGGCCCAUCCCGACUGUAAGCUAUCCUCCAGAUCGAGCUCACUAAAUCUCUUGAGAGCCAUAAACUCCUACCCCCAAUACCACCAAAAUCGCCCGCCCAGUGCUUGUAUGAACACACUCUUCAACCGAUUCAAGAAACUAUUUUCACCAAUGGGCAAGAUCACCGAAUUUCUCUCACCCCGAAGCUCUCCUCGCAAGGGACAGGUAAAGCCGGAGGAAGAAAAAGAAAAGCGCACCGCACCCCGGAAAACCAAAGCCGAUUCACCCAAGAAACCUGCCAGAAAGCUGAGAAAGCCUCGAGACGAAGCAUCCAUCAAGACCCGAUCGAGCGCUGGUAGCUUAGCAUCGUCUUUCGUGCUCGUGUCCUCGCAAGAGACUUUCCUCUGCGAGACAAGACCAACUCAGGGUCCAUCCAAUGCAAACUUACCUCCAGUUUCUGAAUCACCGUCGCGCGAAGAACCCGCUCACCCCAGCAUGGUCCCCACCUCAAGAGCUGUUUCGGGCCUUCGUAAGAAGUCCCCCACACGAACACCGAUGUCCCGUGCGCCUAUCCAAACCAGAAGCCGAACGGCAGCCUCUCAGCACCAGUCAGCAGCACCUGCAGAGGUCGCUUCAAGUGAAGACGCGCAUGACGUACAGAGAUUCUCUUAUCCAGUAGAGAUUUUGUCAGUGGAUCCGGUCAGCACCCAGGCAGGCAGCUCAACUGCUCAGAUCCUCGAUAUUGAGGGAUUUCAUACCGAUUCAAUGGGACCUAGUAAGAGGCAAAACAAUGACAUGGUCAUUUACCCCGACAGUUUUCCUGGCGUCAAGAACAUAAAAAAUGCAUGGAAUAUCUUCGACAACUUCGCGGUGCCUCCAUCCGCCUUUGCGACUCCCCAGCCUUUUGCUGCUCCUCAGCCAGUCCCUCGUGUCGAUAGCCCUCCCAAGAAAAGACGGCUUCUUUCUCGAAAGACUAACCAGAGAAUCGACUGGUUCAGCCAUCCAUCGAGACCGAAGCUCGAGACAAUCCCGGAAUCCCAGUCGUCGGACGCUGAGACUCUGAGUGAAAAUGAAAGCAGGCUUUCUCUUUCUCAGAGCAGCUCAAAAAGAUUCUCGGCCUCAACUCCACCGCACUCCCACACGGAGACCGUUGGCGGAUUUAGCUCUCCUGCCCAGAGUACCUCUACCCAGAACUCGCAGAAGGCUACCAAGCAAGACCCGAAAUUGAUUCUAUCCAAACUGUUCCAAAUGAUGGAGGAAGACUCUAUUUAA